CAGCGUACUUAAUGGUCCUCGACUCAAAACCGAAACUGCUUGAUUGGUGUCGACGGGCGCUAGGAUUUGAAGAGAUUUACACUGUAAAUAUACAGGACGUCAUAAGAUCAACAGAGAUGCAGCCGUAGUUGUAUUAAAGAGAGAAUUGUUUUACAAGGGUUUAUUAUAGUUUCGCCAAUUAUUUGUAUGCAUGCUAGAUAAAAUCACUCGAAAAAAUCACGGAAACGGAUUUCGGAAAUUACUUUCUCCGAACGGUUAAUUAUAUAACCGAACCAAAAUUCGUUUUUCAGUUUUGGGGUAGUUUUGGGUUUUUUAACUUCUUCCUCAAAAUGGAACCGCAAAAACAGCAACAAAUCCAAUCCCAAGAAACACCCGAGCAACCUCAAUUGAAAAGAUGCAGUAAUUGCAAAUCUUAUCGCCCUUUGCUAUUUUUUGUUAUCAAUAGACAAGAUUACAACACGUGUAGAAAAUGCCAUGAACGCCAAAGUGACGUCGGUAAACCAAUCGCAGAGCAGUUACUCCUGACAGUGGACGAAGUACUCGACAUGAUUCCUUCGCGUCAAAGUUUGAGGAACGUAGCCGACAGUCUCGAAGAUUACAGCCUCGACGCGUAUGUGCAACUUGACGACGAUAUGUUGGCGUUGUCAGAUUCGCAACUUGUGAUCAACAUCCGCGAUCGUAUCCAGGCUGUUGACGGAUACCAUUACUACGAAGCAUACCGAACAGAACCACGAAGAAAGUUCGGCUAUUCUUUCCUUUUUCGAUGCUCGCAAGAUUUCGAUGUGCAGGGUCAAGCUGCCAUUCGUUCACGAUUGUAUCGGCGUAUGGCAACUUUCUUGUGCAAUGGCCGCAUCAGCGGCAUGGUCGAUCGAGUGAAUGGUUACUUUCACUUGAAUAUCGAACACUCCUGUGGGCAUAGGGCUGCACCUGCCGUCGAAAAUUACGCCGCCCCGCAAAAUGUACGUGCAUACAUCGCUGCAAAUGCCAUCGACUUGGAUGCACAACAGCUGCAUCGUAACAUUAUCCGUCAGUUUCAACAAGAAGCGACAAGAAUAACGCAGGGGCAAGUGUAUUACUGGGCGUGCCAGUCGAUCCAAGACCAAUAUACACUGCACAACAACCAGUUCAGAUCGGCAGAGAUGCUCGUCGACAGAGCCGCUGACAAGGGUGUCCGUAAGGUAUGUCAAAAUGUCCUAAAUGAUUAGCUACUACUUAAUAUUGAAUACAUGUGAGGAUCGUGUAUACAAUCACUUCGACACGUUGAGAAAUAGACAAGAACCAUUAA
Messenger RNA from Zychaea mexicana, 1285 nucleotides. RefSeq lists its product as uncharacterized. The coding region runs from base 330 to 1205 and encodes 291 amino acids. The transcript has a single exon. The record is from RefSeq and is a predicted model, not a curated record. Lineage: Eukaryota; Fungi; Mucoromycota; Mucoromycetes; Mucorales; Lichtheimiaceae.